CAGCUGUUUCGGCAAAUUGAGUUUACUCUACCAACAACACAAAGCAUUUCCAUUCUACCGAACGAAUUGGCGAAAAUAAUCAAUAACAAAUGAUAGAUUUGUGUUUAAAAGUGCAUCAAAAAUGAAUCGCAGCAAAAUUUCCUUCGGGAAAAUAAAUCUUAAUCCCAACAAGCCGGCUGAACCAGUAAAAAUGGUGACAGCGACUGAGGAUGAAGCCUCGACUUCGGUGACCAAAGCAAUGGUAGGAGGUUUCAAGAAAAUGGGUAAAGAGCAGCUUAUUCGACAAGUAGAAGAGGUAACAGAUGAUAUGGAAAGCCAACAUCUCAAAGAAGUUAUGGGCAUAAGCGGCUUUGGACGUAAAACCGCAAAAGUUUUCGAUAUAAACGAACAAAUUGCUAAAGCACGUGAAGUAGCGCCACCAAAACCAUCGCGCACUGAUAAUGAUGAACGAAGAGAAACGGGUGAGGAUGAUUCCGAUGAAGAACCAAUAUUUGGCCCCUUACCUACCGACGCAGUGGGUGCUGAGAUGGAGGCAAAGAACUCGGCAAUUGCCAAGACUAAGAAAACUAACGCAGAUAGUGAUGAUGGUGACGAUGACGACACCGAUGAGGACGACGAAGAUGAUGAUGACGACAACCACUUGGAGCGCAAAAUACCGAAUACACAUGAAGUGCAAAUGCGGCACGGUUCACGUGCUGUGCUCGCUCUAGCCGGCGAUCCUGCAGGCGCACGCCUUGUUUCCGGCUCUAUCGAUUACGAUAUGUGCUUUUGGGAUUUUGCUGGCAUGGACUCGGCCAUGCGCAGUUUUCGAACCAUACAACCCUGUGAGAAUCAUACUUUACGCGCACUACAUUACUCCGUUACAGGCGAUAUGAUACUCGUAGUGUCUGGUAACUCUCAAGCGAAAAUACUAGAUCGUGAUGGGUUCGAAAAAAUGGAAUGUGUCAAAGGUGAUCAAUAUAUAAGCGAUAUGUCGCGCACCAAGGGCCACACAGCACAACUUACCUCUGGUUGUUGGCAUCCUUACACACGGGAGGAAUUUCUUACCGCCGCACUCGAUGGCACGCUUCGUGUUUGGCAUGGACUGAAGUCGAAAGAGCAGAAGACCGUAAUCAAAACCCGCGCACAGGGCGGCUUGCGUACCAACGCCUCGGCAUGUGCAUUUAACCGCGACGCCACAUUAAUAGCCGCUGGUUGCGUUGACGGUUCUCUGCAGAUGUGGGACACACGCAAAAUGUUCGUUAAUACGACACACUGCUUGCGUGGUGCGCAUCAAAAAGAUGCCGAAAUUAGCUCAAUUCAAUUCUCCUACUUGGGCACUCAACUGGCAACACGUUCCAAUGAUGAGACCAUGAAGCUGUGGGAUUUGCGAAAGUUCAAAGAGCCCUUGCAUGCAUGGACUGAUCUGUUUUCACGUUAUGACACCACCGACUGUUGCUUCAGUCCAGAUGAUAAAAUGCUGGUGACUGGCGAGUCUUUACCCAAAGGUGCCAAGGAGGCACACCUGCAUUUCUAUAGCACACAAACGUUUGAAGAAGUGAAACGUAUCAGUGUCACCGACUCACAUGUCAUAAAAGCACUAUGGCAUCCGAAGUUGAAUCAGAUAUUUGUCGGUUGUGGUAAUGGUGUCAUCAAGUGCUACUACGAUGAACUACUCAGUUCACGUGGCGCCAAAUUGUGCGUUGUGAAGACGCACCGCAAAAAGAAGCACACGGAAAUGAUUGGUGUUUCACAGAUCAUCACACCACAUGCUUUACCAAUGUUUAGGCAGGAAAAAUCGAAGUCAUCACGCAAGAAGAUGGAGAAAGAGCGCCUAGAUCCGGUGAAAUCGCGGCGUCCAGAUUUGCCAAUCACCAGCGGUCAAGGCGGCCGUGUAGCUAGCUCAGGUGGCACACUCUCCUCAUAUGUCAUAAGGAAUUUGGGCUUAAGCAAGCGCGUUGAUGACGACCAAGAUCCCCGUGAGGCGAUUUUGAAAUAUGCUAAAGAAGCGGAGGAGAAUCCUUAUUGGAUAGCGCCGGCAUACAAAAAGACUCAGCCAAAACCGAUAUUUACAGAUUCCAGUGGGGAACCAGAUGCCAAGAAAGCCAAAGAGGAGUAAUUAAGUUUGCGCGAGGUGUACGUUAGCAUGUAAAUUGUGGUUUAGUACGAAAAUAAUUAUUGAGAGUGACCAACGUAA
Messenger RNA from Rhagoletis zephyria (snowberry fruit fly), 2176 nucleotides. RefSeq names its product gastrulation defective protein 1 homolog. Lineage: Eukaryota; Metazoa; Arthropoda; Insecta; Diptera; Tephritidae. Gene Ontology annotation, cellular component: site of double-strand break; nucleus. Gene Ontology annotation, molecular function: protein binding. The record is from RefSeq and is a predicted model, not a curated record.